ACUUCAUUGUGUCGGGGAUUGAAUGGGGGAGUUUGCGUUAAAUCGAAGUCCGUCUGUUAUCAUCACCACAUCACGGAUUAACUGGAGCUCGAGCCAUGCCGCAAAACACCAGCGGUGCAUUUAUUGUGCGUGAAUCUGAUAAAUACGCUUUGCUUGUAACACGCUGCCGUUGAGAAAUGUACGGAGGGCCCGGACAGAAACGGAAUUACAAUGUAGGGAUGCUAUUGUCGAAGUCUUGCAUCUGAUCCAGUGCUCUGUGGGUUUGCAUCGAUGGAGAGGGCGUCUAGUCGCCUAUAAAAUCUUUUUGCUUGCUUUUUGGCUCUUGGUUAUAUUUUGGAGUUCGUUAUAUUUUUCGAAAGGGUUAACCGUCGCUGGGCAUCAAAAUCAGGAGCAGACAAAAAACAUGGGGAACGCAGAGAGUAUGGAUGCUCAGCUCACAGAUUUCAGGGCGAGAGGCAACAAACCCCCCAAACUGCCCUUGCCGGACCCCGCCGAACUGGAGGAGAGAUUUGCAAUCGCAUUGAACUCUAUGAACCUUCCUCCAGAUAAAGUGAGGCUACUUCGACAGUAUGACAACGAAAAGAAAUGGGAGCUGAUCUGUGAUCAGGAACGGUUCCAAGUGAAGAAUCCUCCUCAUACGUAUAUCCAGAAGCUCAGAAGCUUUCUGGACCCUGCCGUCACCAGGAAGAAAUUUAGAAGGCGAGUUCAAGAGUCAACUCAGGUGCUCAGAGAACUUGAGAUAUCUCUUAGGACCAAUCACAUCGGGUGGGUGAGAGAGUUUCUCAAUGAGGAGAAUAAAGGACUUGAUGUACUAGUGGAGUACCUGUCCUUUGCCCAGUAUGCUGUCACGUUCGAUGGAGACAUAACCGAGAGCACCACAGGUGAGGCUUCUGUGGAGACCCCCUGGAGCAGGUCUAUAGAAGAUCUCCAUGGCGACAGUAAUCUUCCCUCACCGGUCAGCGGUAGCAGCAUACCACGAUCCACACGAAACUCCUUAAGGUCAAAUACUUUGCCUAGUCGCAGAACAUUGAAGAAUUCCCGUCUGGUGUGUAAAAAGGAUGAUGUUCAUGUCUGUAUCAUGUGUCUCAGAGCCAUUAUGAACUACCAGUAUGGCUUCAAUAUGGUCAUGUCCCAUCCCCAUGCUGUCAAUGAAAUUGCUUUGAGCCUUAACAACAAAAAUCCCAGGACCAAAGCCCUUGUCCUAGAGCUGCUGGCCGCUGUGUGUCUGGUCAGAGGAGGACACGAGAUCAUCCUUGCUGCUUUUGACCAUUUCAAAGAGGUCUGCUCGGAAUCCCAAAGGUUUGAGAAAUUGAUGGAACACUUCAAAAAUGAAGACAACAAUAUUGAUUUCAUGGUGGCGUGUAUGCAGUUCAUCAAUAUUGUUGUCCACUCAGUAGAGGACAUGAACUUCAGAGUUCAUCUCCAGUAUGACUUCACCAAGCUCGCUUUGGAUGACUAUCUAGAGAGACUAAAACACACUGAGAGUGAUAAACUCAAAGUGCAGAUCCAGGCCUAUUUGGAUAAUCUGUUUGACGUGGGGACGCUUUUAGAGGAUGCUGAGACCAAAAACGCUGCCUUGGAACGUGUGGAAGAACUGGAGGAGUCUCUCUCACACAUGAAUGAUAAGCUCUUGGAAACAGAGAAUGAGGCCAUGUCUAAAAUUGUGGAGCUUGAGAAGCAGUUGAUGCAGAAGAACAAAGAGUUGGAUGCCGUACGGACUGUGUACCGGGAUGCCAGCUCGCAGGUACAUUCGCUCCGGCGGAUGGUUCGUGAGAAAGAUGAGGCCAUUCAGAAGCAGACCACACUGGAGAAGAAGAUCCAUGAGCUGGAGCGCCGAGGUAGUCUCCAGAUCCAGGUGAGGGGUGAGGGAGACGGGGAAGGAGAUGUGUCCCCCCUGCCAUCACCUCCUCAGCCCAUGCCUCUUUCUCCUUGCCCUGAUGCCAUGGCUGGAGCCUGUGUUAGUGUAGCGUACAGCUCUGGCAGCAUUUCCCACACUGGCACUCUUCGGGCAAUGGCCACACCGCCACCACCUCCACCACCACCGAUGCCAGAUUCCUCUGUUCCUAACGGACCUUCGGCAGCUCUCACACCUCCUCCACCUCCUCCUCCCCCACCACCACCUCCUCCUCCACCACCCCCUCCUGGGCAUUCAAUCGAGAUCUCUGCUCCCUUACCCCCACCUCCACCUCCCUGUGCUCCUCCCCUCCCAGGCUGCGGCACGCCCACUGUCAUAUUCAACUCUGGCUUGACAGAUGGACCAAUCAAGCUCUUCUCCGUGAAAAUUAAAAAGCCAAUUAAAACCAAGUUCCGCAUGCCAGUGUUCAAUUGGGUGGCUCUGAAGCCCAAUCAGAUCAACGGCACUGUCUUCAAUGAAAUUGAUGACGAGAGGAUCCUGGAGGAUUUGAACGUGGAUGAGUUUGAGGAAAUGUUUAAGACCAAAGCCCAAGGCCCUGCUGUCGAUAUGACAAUGCAAAAGCAGAAGGCUCCUCAGAAGGGCCCCAAUAAAGUGUCACUACUGGAAGCCAACAGGGCCAAAAACCUCGCCAUCACACUCCGCAAGGCAGGGAAAAGUCCGGAGGAGAUCUGCAAAGCCAUCCAGACGUUUGACCUGCGUACAGUGCCACUGGAUUUUGUGGAGUGUUUGAUGCGGUUCAUGCCCACUGAGGGUGAAGUAAAGAUGCUCCGCCAGUAUGAGCGGGAACGGCGGGCAAUGGAUGGGCUUACUGAUGAGGACCGGUUCAUGAUGCUCUUCAGCAAAAUCGAGAGGCUGCCACAGAGGAUGACCAUAAUGGCCUUUAUGGGAAACUAUAGUGACAGCCUGCAGAUGCUCACACCGCAACUUCAUGCAAUCAUAGCAGCAUCUGUAUCCAUAAAAUCAUCACAGAAGUUAAAGAAAAUCCUAGAGAUCAUUUUGGCCCUGGGGAACUAUAUGAACAGCAGUAAGAGAGGAGCUGUUUAUGGCUUUAAGCUUCAGAGCCUGGAUCUGCUGUUGGAGACCAAGUCCACAGACAGGAAGCAGACACUUUUGCACUACAUAGCCAAUGUGGUAAAGGAGAAAUAUCCAGUUGUAAGCAUUUUCUACAACGAGCUGCACUACAUUGAGAAAGCUGCUGCAGUCUCUCUUGAGAAUGUUCUUUUGGAUGUGAAGGAGCUACAGAGAGGAAUGGAUCUGACCAGAAGAGAGUUCAGCAUGCAUGGCCACAAUUCUCUGCUCAAAGACUUCAUCCAUCAUAAUGAAGCCAGGCUUAAGAAACUCCUGGAUGAUGCUAGAAUUGCACAAGAUGCCUAUGACGAUGUUGUCAAGUUCUUCGGGGAGAGCGCCAAGACCAUGUCACCCUCUGUGUUCUUCCCUGUGUUUGUCCGCUUCAUCAAGUCUUAUAGGCAAGCGAAUGAAGAGAAUGAGCAGAAGAAGAGGCAGGAGCAGCUGAUGAUGGAGAAACUUCUAGAGCAGGAGGCCAUGAUGGAAGAGCAUGAGAAUCAGCAGUCGCCAUCUCAUAAGGGCAAGCGGCAGCAGCAGGAGCUGAUCUCUGAAUUAAGGAAGAGACAAGGCAAAGACAGCCGUCACGUCUACGAAGGCAAAGAUGGAGCAAUUGAGGACAUCAUUACAGUGCUGAAGACCGUCCCCUUUACCGCACGAUCAGCCAAACGUGGCUCGCGGUUCUUCUGUGACCCCGCCCUCUCCGAGGACUUCCAUUACUAAACUAAAUUCUCUCCCCUCAGAAAGACCUGCGCAGUCAGCCCUUCCGACGGGCCGAUGCCCUGAGGAGAAGUGGGAGGAGGAAUUUGGAGGCACAACACCAUCAGCUGCUCAACAUGGAAAUCACCACCUGCUAGUCAAGCUUGUUCAGCCUUGAGGACAGAGGGUGGGCCAAUUCUAUGAAUUCAAAAAAAAAGAAUGAAAAUAGCACAAAAAUCUUUACAUCUGUAUUAGAACUAUAGAAGAUCAAUCUUGGUGUUUUUCUAAGGGAAAUUUCUGCUUUAUGAAGUGGGAUUAGUUCACACUGGAUUUAAUGGACUAAACUGUUCAAAAGAAAGAUGGAGAGGAUUGGAAGUGUAGAUAGUAAAUUAACCUCAAAUGCUGGACCAACACAGUCGUUGGUUGUGGACUCUUCAAAUGGACGUUGUGAAGGAAGGUGUAGUGAUGUAUUUUGGUGCCGUCUUUUGUGUUUCACACUGUUCAGAGAUUGUGUAUUAAAUACAAGAAUGGAACAGAUACAGGAAGAGCAGAAAUGGCGAACGAAGUCCUUGAAUUGGCCCUCUUGAUUACUGUACCACACCUCUAGUUUAACAGGCUUUGUGGUACAAACUUCAUGCUGAGCAGCUUUUUCUUUGGACAAUUUAUGAAAUGCACUUUUAAUUUUUUAAUAUUGAUCUUUGAUCAUCUUAAAAAACUUUGAUUAAAAAACAAGGAUUUUGAGCGCAAGGGAGAUUUUAACAUAAGCUUGACUUGAUACUCUAAUGCUAUCAAGAAUGGCCCUUCUCUGUGGACUGAAACAUCCCAUGAUGUGUUGAGAUAAAAUGUUUACUACUAAGCAUUCACAGCCAGUAUGAUAUUUCAUAUCUACAUCUCAUUUUAAACAUUUCCUCUCCCACUGGUUUUAACUCAUGUGACAUUUGUAAGCUGUGGAUGAAAAAAAAAUUUUUUUUUUUUUCUUUUUUUUUAAGUGUACAGAUAUUUUGCUACAAAAUUGAGCCUCUUAUUUUUUACAUUCUUCAUCCAUUGUGGUGCUGUACAUAUUGUUCAAACAAACCAAUAUUUCUGCAAUGUCACUGAAAUGUUAUUAACUUUUUUGUUGUUUUAGUAUGACAGUAUUAUUUAAUUUGAUGGUGAAGACAGUGAAUCAACUUACUCUGUGACCAUAAUUGCUCUCUCAUUUCUAUUGUUGCUUAUGGUAAAUGUCUGUGGUUGCACGUAACACUUGAAAGUUUGAACAGACACUAGUGGCACAUAUAACUUUUCUACUUUGAUCUCUUGAAACAAACUGGAAUCAAUGGUUGUGUGUAAAUAAAGCAAUGACACCAGCACCGUUAAAAAAAACAGUAGUGCUUUUGUGUAGUCAAUGUGAAAUUUAGAUGUACUGUGAAUUCUUGCAAUCGAUUUUUAUUGAUCUAGAUUGGAAAAUGAGAAUGCUCAAUGAUGGAUGUGAUGUUUGAGCUUUAUUAUUAAGUCCAAACUAUGAAAUAACACUGCAGAAUGGUUAAGAAACCAUUU
Molecule: messenger RNA, 5212 nt
Organism: Xyrauchen texanus (razorback sucker)
Lineage: Eukaryota; Metazoa; Chordata; Actinopteri; Cypriniformes; Catostomidae
Gene: fmnl2b
Product: formin-like 2b
Exons: 28
Coding region: 404-3700 (1098 amino acids)
Biological process (GO): cortical actin cytoskeleton organization; regulation of cell shape; cell migration
Cellular component (GO): cytosol
Molecular function (GO): actin filament binding; small GTPase binding
Source: RefSeq, a predicted model, not a curated record